GUUGCUGCUCGCUGGUGCCAACGCCCGGCGAAACAGACAGCUAACGUUAAAUAGCGGUGAUACGGAGAGAUAUUGGUACGAUAUCUCUGUGUGCAGUUAGAUUACAAAUACAAGUUCGGAUAUUGGUUUCAUGCUUCGUCUUGUUAGCUGAAACUUAGCCAACGGUAUUGCCAGCAGAAUCAGAAAGCACAGAGAUGCAGACUAUCAAAUGUGUUGUGGUGGGUGAUGGAGCAGUGGGAAAAACCUGCCUAUUGAUUUCAUACACCACCAACAAAUUCCCCUCUGAAUAUGUACCAACAGUUUUUGACAACUAUGCAGUAACUGUAAUGAUUGGGGGUGAACCGUACACCCUUGGCUUAUUUGAUACAGCAGGUCAGGAGGAUUAUGACCGGUUACGACCACUAAGUUACCCACAGACAGAUGUCUUUUUAGUCUGUUUCUCAGUUGUUUCACCUUCCUCGUUUGAGAAUGUUAAAGAAAAGUGGGUUCCUGAAAUAACUCACCACUGUCCCAAGACCCCGUUCCUGUUGGUAGGCACUCAGAUCGACCUGCGUGAUGAUCCCUCCACAGUGGAGAAGCUAGCCAAGAACAAACAGAAGCCAAUCACCCCUGAGACAGCGGAAAAACUUGCUCGUGACCUUAAGGCAGUGAAAUAUGUUGAGUGCUCAGCCCUAACACAGCGGGGACUGAAGAACGUAUUUGACGAGGCUAUCUUAGCCGCUUUAGAGCCCCCUGAAACUCAAAGAAAGAGAAAAUGCUGUUUGUUCUGAUGUCUUGAAUCUUGCUUUGCCUCUUGAUCGUCUGCUGCUUACUCAUUGUAAAGAGAUGUCUGUCACUAAAAUAACCACAACGCUCUUUUAAACUUUAAAACUUUGUGCCCAUUAACUUUCUUCCCUCUGUUCAUGUGUGCUUUCUUUUCAACUUUGACAAUUAUCCAUGCUGCCUGAUAUAACGAGUGCCAAUUCAAACAAGAGCAAGUUCUUCUUUCUGUUGUCAGCACCUUGUGUGCAAGUCUGUGUAACUGUACAUGACUGAGUUUGCUUGUGUUUUUUAAAUUGACAUUCUGUUAUUAUCUCAGUAUUGAGCUCUUCAGCAUCAGUUGUACCCCACAAAGCAUUUAUGCUACAUUCUGUCUUGGACAGUAAUAACAUUUUUUUUCUACUGCAGCAUCAAAAUUUUCCAUGGGCUUUUGUCUUUUCUCAGACAACUUGAUCAUGAGGGAAAGUCUUGUAUAAUGUUAUUUGAAUAAAGGAAAAAUUUUGAUCGCCCUGCUCCAUUUCUACUCAGCCUUCUUUUGCAAUUAGUUCCUUGAAGAUGUUAAUUUUGUAUUUGGAACAUAGCCCUGUUUUGAAUAUUAAUAUUUUAUUUCCACAGAAAGGAUUAAAGAAUGUGUUUGAUGAGGCAAUACUGGCUGCCCUGGAGCCUCCUGAACCUAAGAAAAGACGUAAAUGUGUUCUGCUCUAAGUUUCGUCGCAGCCUUCUCCACACCAGUUUCCAAAUCUAGGUUAACAGUACUGAAGAGGUUUGCUGCACAAGCACAUUCCAACAUGAGUUCAGGUAUCAUGAAAUAUUUGCCUUUUGACUGACUUAACCUAAAUACAUAUUCAAUGUGUUAAACAUGAUUUUAAGAUUGAGUAACAUUUGAACCUGUUUGUGAUGAUUUGAUGGCAUUGAAAUGGCCUUACAUGAACACUGAAUACUUGAACUAUAUCAACAAACUGUAGGUAAAAUUAUUAAAUAACAUUUCAGUUUGACCACAUUAUGUUUAGAGUUAAUUUUGCCUAAGUGAUAUUCCAGAACUGACUAUGAAAUAGUGUUUCAAUAGAACUGUUUUAUCGACUGCCCUGUAAAACACAAACAAGCUGAUAAUGAUGGGUUAAUGAGAUGCUCAGCAUGUCCUACAUCUGUUUUUUACUUUUCAGGUAAUUCCCUUAAAGUUUAUUUAUACUGUAUGUUCAACUUUGGCACACAAUACUGCAUUUGGUUGACAUUGCAUUGUUCGUUCAUCACAGGUGGGGUAUCUAGCAAUAUAAAUCCUGCUAAAGUAAACUCAUAUUUUGUUUUCCAAACAAAGCAUGAUACAUUUCUCAAAGGGUUAAUAAGUCACCGUAUUUUACUUUUUUUCCCUACAUAAUUUCAUGUUCAAUGUCAACAUAGCCUCCGAGCAGAUCUAAGAAAUAUUUGACGUAAUAUGCCAUAUCUAGGAUAUGCUCCAUCGUAGUUGUAGUUUGCCAAAACAAAACCUGAUAAAUUGGCACUUGUCAGAGUAGAGAGCCACAGAACCUGAAAGUGGGAAAUAAGUAUAUGGUGUUUUACAGUGUUAACACUCCAUUUGAAGUCAUGUUUCACAAAUAGCCACUGUCAAUUUAAGUAACUACAUGCAAGGAUUUGGAGCACAACAAUUUCCCUGUUUUGUACUUUUUGUGAGAAGUGAGUUAACAAGAAGGUGGUGUAUGUCCUGAAUGCUUAUCAGAUGUUACAAUAGCCGAACUUUGUAAGAGUAUUUCAGCCUAUAACCCCAGGCCAAUGAACAAUUUUGUAAGCUGAAUAUACUUGCUGCUACACUGCAGCAUCAUUAAGUCAGACUGACAAAUUGUGACAGUUCUUAUAAGAUGCUAUACAUUGUUUGAGACCCUGUGAAGAUUUUUGACCUAGCACUAUUUGCAUUUGUCUUUUACUAUAUCCAUGCCUGGAUGGUGGGUUUGAAUUUGAUUUGUAAACAUAGUGAGAAUAACAUAACUUAUUGACUGAAUACAAUGUGUGCAUUACCGAUACCGGGAUUUAGAAAAGCUGAGAUGACACAAAUCAAAUUAACCAGGAAAAAGUAAAGAGAACGAGUUUCUUGGACUCGUUGAUUUUUAUUCAAUUUGACGUUCACAAUAAACCAGUAUUACGAAUAAACCUUCAAAUACCA
Molecule: messenger RNA, 2914 nt
Organism: Siniperca chuatsi (mandarin fish)
Lineage: Eukaryota; Metazoa; Chordata; Actinopteri; Centrarchiformes; Sinipercidae
Product: cell division control protein 42 homolog
Exons: 6
Coding region: 195-770 (191 amino acids)
Biological process (GO): modification of synaptic structure; small GTPase-mediated signal transduction
Cellular component (GO): dendritic spine
Molecular function (GO): GTP binding; GTPase activity
Source: RefSeq, a predicted model, not a curated record